AAUUGUUAAAAUUCAGUUUUUCUCUAAUACUGAAUCUAAGUAGUAGUUUUUUAAAUUUUUACAACUGCAAAUACUAAUUUAACCUUCUAUUCGCGACACUUGCACUAAAUUACCAACUGAAACACAACAAUGCCAAGUCAAGCAUCAAACGCUAACUUGAGUUUCAAAAUUAAGCUAUUGUCCAGCAAAAAUGUUGUGCUUGUGGAUUGUCCGGGCUUCGAGAGUGAACUUUUCAUGCCGCAGAUAAUCAAGGGACGGAUCAAUUUUCAAAACAUCAUCCCGAAUCAUCGUUGCUGUGAUGCGGCUGCUGCAAAUGUGGAGACAAACCAACUUAUUUUGCCUGCCUCCAAAUUUGGCGGGACUAGAUGCUUUGCUGGGACGAGCACGCCACAGAGACACAACUAUGAGAUGCAGGUUGACAACAUAUCCGCACCAUUGGCCAGAAGCACCCCAGCGAAUGUUAAGAUUAUUGCCAGGCCCGGCAAGGAAAAUGUACAGGCUUUGACUCCAGAGCAAACGCGAUGUAAACCUACCCAGAAUGUUGCAUCUCCCCUUGAAAUCCCUGGGCAGCACCUUGAGUCAUCUUCCAGUUUGCAACUGCAAUCCAUGGAUCUGCAAUAUCUUAACGUUAGCGACGCCGUAAUGGUCAGUCCGCCACGAAUAUCGCCUAGUUCUAGCCUGAGGCAAUCUGGGAAGUCAAUCGAUUCUGGUCUUUCGAAUUUUAUGCACAAAGCGCCACCAGCUCGAACCUAUUCUCGUCGCAAGUCCGGCACAGCUGCCAAUACUCAGCCAAAGCCGCCAAUAUCUUGGUCACCAGUGCCCAAGAAGAAAAAGUCGUCUAAAGUGUCGUCCACAAAGCCGUUGAGUCCCGCCAUGAAACUGGAGGUGAAACAACGUAAACUAAUUGUGGAUAACAAAAAGUCAAUCGCUUCCAGCAUAUUGCAUAAAGCUCCCACGAAACCGGUUACCAAAACAAAGAUUAGACGCAUGCAGGUCACAGGCAAGACUCGUGCCCAAUUCGAAGCACUCAAGGAUACAGCUUAUGAUCAUCUAACAACGCCGGGACACUGUCAUGUAUCGAGCGCUCUAACCAAGCAAUUUAAGGAAGCCUGCUUGGAUAAGUAUUCGGAAACUCUACCAAACUAUGCGGAGUUGUCGCAAACAGCUCCACUGCAGAUGGAUCGCCAGGUCAAGACAUUGAUGGCCAAGGAAAAACGAUUAGAAAAACAAAUGACGAAAUCACAGAAAGUGAGAAUCGUAAAAUCGAAAAUUAUAACCUAAUUACAGUACUGUAAAACGAUUGGGACCAUGACAUAUUUAAUAAAUAGUCAGAUUAUGUAGUAAAUUUUACCGAAAAGCA
This is a messenger RNA of Drosophila innubila, 1360 nucleotides long. RefSeq lists its product as uncharacterized. Bases 130 to 1281 code for a protein of 383 amino acids. The record is from RefSeq and is a predicted model, not a curated record. Lineage: Eukaryota; Metazoa; Arthropoda; Insecta; Diptera; Drosophilidae. The transcript has a single exon.